GCGAGUCCUUAUCUGGUCUCCAACGGCAGACUGACUCGUCUUCUCCACGGCGACGGCCUCCGCCCCCCCGCCUCCCGCCCUAUCCGUGCGUUCUCUCCCCGUCUCCGCUAGUAGUAUGGUCAUGCUACUCUGAUUUCCUUCCGCCGUCUCUUUCUGUCUCUGUUUCUUGAUCUUGGGGAUCUUGGAUCUCAAAUAAGAUCUAGCGGUGGUCCCAACUUCCUACUUCCUUCUACUCCUUACUUCCUUUCAGACUCUUGCUUGUAUUGCUGCUGUUUCGCGUUCUGAAGUCCGAACCUGAGGGGAAAAGAAUAGAAGGGUUGAAAGAAAGACAGCAAGGAAAGGGAGAAAUUGGUGCCUGGCCUGACCCACUAUCAAAGGCAAAAGGAUAAAGAAGCGAAAGGAGUGCAGCACAAGCUUCUCCUUUACGCCGUAUUCUGAGUUGUUGGUUGUUGUCGAUAGAAGAAUUCCUAACUUUCCCCUUGCCCGGAAGUCCUUCACCAAGACGUUUCAAGAUCUCUCCCUGGUCUCUAUUCUCGUCGUUUCCGUUACUCAACUCUGCAUACCUACCUCUCCAGGGACAAAUUUCGUCGCAAAAAGUGACCCAACUGAGGUAGAUUUGAGCUAAUUGAUCAGCUGAAUUUCGUGCUAUCUCCUUGGGAGAUAGGUAUUGAUACUUAGCCGAGAGGAAGUUAUGGCUUCACUUACUGACAUAGGGCUUGCUGCAGCUAUCAACAUACUAAGUGCCUUUGCAUUCUUUCUCGCAUUCGCUGUACUACGUCUGCAGCCAAUAAACGAUAGGGUUUACUUUCCUAAAUGGUAUCUUAAAGGUGUAAGAAGCAGUCCAACACAUUCUGGAACAUUUGUGAGAAAGUUUGUCAAUUUAGACUUGCGCUCCUAUUUGAGGUUCUUGGGAUGGAUGCCAGCUGCCCUCAAAAUGCCUGAACCUGAGCUAAUAGACCAUGCAGGACUUGAUUCUGCUGUUUACCUGAGGAUAUACUUGAUUGGGCUUAAAAUCUUUAUUCCUAUCGCAAUCCUGGCAUUUGCUGUGCUUGUACCAGUCAACUGGACCAAUGCCACUCUGGAGAAUUCAAAUGUAGAAUAUAGUGACAUAGACAAGCUUUCUAUAUCAAAUAUCCCUAAGAGAUCGCAGAGAUUUUGGGCCCAUUUGGUGAUGGCAUAUAUCUUUUCCUUUUGGACCUGCUAUGUAUUGCUUAAAGAGUACGAAAUUAUUGCAUCGAUGAGGUUGCAUUUUCUUGCAUCGGAGAAGCGCCGUCCAGAUCAAUUUACUGUCCUUGUACAGAAUGUGCCACCUGACCCGGAUGAGUCUGUCAGCGAGCUAGUUGAACAUUUUUUCCUUGUCAAUCAUCGUGAUCAUUAUUUAACUCAUCAGGUUGUAUAUAAUGCAAACAAACUUGCUAAGCUGGUCAAAGAGAAAAAACAAAUGCAGAAUUGGCUUGACUACUAUCAACUCAAAUAUGAUCGGAAUCCAUCUAAAAGGCCAACUGCAAAGACUGGUUUUCUUGGACUAUACGGUAAGAAGGUGGAUGCAAUAGAAUUUUACACAUCUGAGGUUGAGAGGCUAUCUAAAAAGGAGGCCACAGAGCAUGAAAAGGUUAAAAAGGACCCUAAGUCUAUUAUGCCGGUGGCAUUUGUUUCAUUUCGAACACGAUGGGGGGCAGCUGUUUGUGCUCAGACACAACAAACCCGGAAUCCAACCCUAUGGUUAACUAAGUGGGCUCCAGAACCUCGUGAUGUAUAUUGGCAGAAUCUAGCCAUUCCUUUCGUCUCCCUCACAGUUAGAAGGUUGAUUAUAGGAGUAGCAUUCUUCUUUCUUACCUUCUUCUUUAUGAUUCCAAUAGCCUUCGUGCAAUCUCUUGCUAAUAUUGAGGGGAUCGAGAAAGCUGUUCCUUUUCUAAAGCCCAUAAUUGACUUGCACAUUAUUAAGUCGUUCAUCCAAGGUUUCCUUCCUGGAAUUGCUCUGAAGAUCUUUCUUAUAUUUCUGCCAACAAUACUGAUGCUUAUGUCCAAGUUUGAAGGAUUUAUAUCCUUGUCAGCUCUAGAGAGAAGAUCUGCAUCCAAAUAUUACCUUUUCUUGCUUGUUAAUGUAUUUCUAGGGAGCAUAAUCGCCGGAACUGCAUUUCAGCAACUGCAUACCUUUAUUCAUCAGUCGGCAAAUGAAAUUCCAAAAACAAUAGGUGUAUCCAUUCCUAUGAAAGCAACUUUCUUCAUAUCCUAUAUCAUGGUUGAUGGUUGGGCUGGGAUUGCUGGGGAAAUUUUAAGAUUGAAACCUCUAAUAAUAUACCACUUGAAGAAUUUUUUCUUGGUAAAGACUGAAAAGGAUAGGGAACAAGCCAUGGAUCCAGGAAGUAUUGAAUUUGGUUCAUCUGAGCCUCAAAUACAGCUAUAUUUCUUACUUGGCCUUGUCUAUGCUGUGGUCACGCCAUUCUUACUUCCUUUCAUCAUAGUAUUUUUCGUUCUAGCAUAUGCUGUUUUCCGUCAUCAGAUCAUUAAUGUCUACAAUCAAGAAUAUGAAAGUGGGGCAGCCUUUUGGCCAGAUGUCCAUGGUCGCAUAAUCACUGCAUUAAUUAUAUCUCAGCUGCUGCUACUUGGAUUGCUAAGUACAAAAGAAGCUGCUCAGUCAACACCUUUUCUCAUUGCACUUCCUAUAUUGACCAUAUGGUUUCACAGGUUUUGCAAGAGCCGCUAUGAACCUGCUUUUGUUAAAUAUCCACUUCAGGAAGCAAUGAUGAAAGAUACAUUAGAACGUGCCAAAGAGCCAAACCUAGACUUGAAAGCAUACCUAAUAAAUGCAUACAUACACCCAGUAUUCAAAGAUGGGGAGGAGGACGACAGUUUUGCAGUUGGCGAUGAGCGAGAGUAUGACAAUGUGCUGGUACCCACCAAGCGGCAGUCUCGUAGGAGUACACCAGCGCAUAGUAAAUACAAUGGUUCAUCAUCACCGUCCCUGCCUGAUGCUAUCCAGGAACAACUAUAGCAUAGCUUAGCGUUAUAUACCAUUGUGAUAUAUUAUCUUGUACAUUAAUACCACAAUGGAAAGUGGCAUGGGUGAAAUGGCCAGCCUCGCAUGUGCAUUAGCCUGUUCUCCUUUGAGCAAAAAUAUAUGGGUGCUGUAUAUCUUCGUCCGGCGUUAUGUAAAGUCUAGCUUCAGUUCCACGUUGUGGAACAGCGCUGAAAUGGGUCAAAUUGAAAGGCAUCACCAAAAAUGUAACUGUUAUUUGCAAUCAAAUUACAAGCUUAUUGUGUGAUAUGAUGGUUCAGUUGCGUGGUUCAUAUUUA
This is a messenger RNA of Phoenix dactylifera (date palm), 3297 nucleotides long. RefSeq names its product hyperosmolality-gated Ca2+ permeable channel 1.2-like. The record is from RefSeq and is a predicted model, not a curated record. Lineage: Eukaryota; Viridiplantae; Streptophyta; Magnoliopsida; Arecales; Arecaceae. Gene Ontology annotation, cellular component: plasma membrane. Gene Ontology annotation, molecular function: calcium-activated cation channel activity.